This is a messenger RNA of Elgaria multicarinata webbii, 2040 nucleotides long. RefSeq names its product zinc finger protein 345-like. The transcript has 5 exons. Gene Ontology annotation, molecular function: RNA polymerase II cis-regulatory region sequence-specific DNA binding; DNA-binding transcription factor activity, RNA polymerase II-specific. Gene Ontology annotation, biological process: regulation of transcription by RNA polymerase II. The record is from RefSeq and is a predicted model, not a curated record. Lineage: Eukaryota; Metazoa; Chordata; Lepidosauria; Squamata; Anguidae. The coding region runs from base 1 to 2040 and encodes 679 amino acids.
AUGAACAGAGACGAUGGGGAGGAAAAUAAGGCAGAAGAACAAGGACAGGAGGGGCCACGAGAGUCAUCGGUGUCGGGAAUACGAGAGAACCUUUCCCAAUGCGGGGGACUGGAAGCUGCCUCAGCAAGUUUGGAAAGAGCAGAAGGUCGGCAGGAAAUCCACCCAACGGAGGAAGCGGAAGGCCACAGUCAACCCAGAGUCAAAGCUAUUCGCAAGAGGAAGAAGAUGUUAUCCCGUAUGGAGAUGCAACAUCAUUCUCAGAGGAUUAAUCCCCAAGAACUGUUAGAGGAUGUCCAGCUGACAAAGUCGAUGAACAGAGACGAUGGGGAGGAAAAUAAGGCAGAAGAACAAGGACAGGAGGGGCCACGAGAGUCAUCGGUGUCGGGAGUACGAGAGAACCUUUCCCCAAGUAGGGGACUGGAAGCUGCCUCAGCAACCUUGGAAAGAGCAGAAGGUCUGCAGGAAACCCACCCAAUGGAGGAAGCGGAAGGCCACAGUCAACCCAGAGUCAAAGCUAUUCACAGGAGGAAGAAGGUGUUAUCCGGUGUGGAGCUGCAACAUCAUUCUCAGAGGAUUAAUCCCCAAGAGCUGUUAGGGGAGAAACCCAGCCAAAGCUCAGAGCCUGUGAAAAGUGACCCUCUGACCAAAAAAUCGAUGAAACAUCCAAGGCUUGAUGCCAAGGGAAAGACACAUAAAUGUUUGGUGUGUGGAAAGUGUUUCAGAAUGGAUUCAGUCCUUAAAAUACAUCAGCGAAUUCACUUAGGGGGGAAACUGCAUAAUUGUACAGAAUGUGGAAAGUGGUUCACUCAAAAAUUAAACCUUAUCAAACAUAAAGUGUACCAUAGAAUAAAGAAAUGCUUUAAAUGCAAAGAAUGUGGGAAAAGGUUCAGUCAGAAAGGAUACCUUACCAGACAUCAACGAAUUCACACAGGAGAGAAGCCCUACAUGUGUAAGGAAUGCGGGGUCAGCUUCAGUCAAAAUGAAAGCCUUAGAAGACGUAAACGAAUUCACACAGGGGAGAAACCCUAUAAAUGUGAAGAAUGUGGAAAGAGUUUCAGUGAAAGAUCAACCCUUAAUCGACAUCCCAUGUGCCAUACAGGGGAGAAUCCCUAUAAAUGUGAACAAUGUGGGAAAAGUUUCAACAACAAAUCAAACUUUAGCCGACAUCGCAUGUGCCAUACAGGGGAGAAACCCUAUAAAUGUGAAGAAUGCGAAAAAAGCUUCAACCAUAAAUCACACCUUAAACAACAUCGCAUGUGCCAUACAGGGGAGAAACCCUAUAAAUGUGAAGAAUGCAAAAAAAGCUUCAACCGUAAAUCACACCUUAAACAACAUCGCAUGUGCCAUACAGGGGAGAAACCCUAUAAAUGUGAAGAAUGCGAAAAAAGCUUCAACCGUAAAUCACACCUUAAACAACAUCGCAUGUGCCAUACAGGGGAGAAACCCUAUAAAUGUGAACAAUGCGAAAAAAGCUUCAACCGUAAAUCACACCUUAAACAACAUCGCAUGUGCCAUACAGGGGAGAAACCCUAUAAAUGUGAAGAAUGCGAAAAAAGCUUCAACCGUAAAUCACACCUUAAACAACAUCGCAUGUGCCAUAGAGGGGAGAAACCCUAUAAAUGUGAAGAAUGCGAAAAAAGCUUCAAUUGUAAAUCAGACCUUAAAAAUCAUCACAGGUGCCAUACAGGGGAGAAACCCUAUAAAUGUGAACAAUGUGGAAAGUGUUUCAGUCAGGGGUCAACCCUUAAGCGACAUCGCAUGUGCCAUACAGGGGAGAAACCCUAUAAAUGUGAACAAUGCGAAAAAAGCUUCAAUCGUAAAUCAGACCUUAAAAAUCAUCACAGAUGCCAUACAGGGGAGAAACCCUAUAAAUGUGAACAAUGCGAAAAAAGCUUCAAUCGUAAAUCAGACCUUAAAAAUCAUCACAGGUGCCAUACAGGGGAGAAACCCUAUAAAUGUGAAGAGUGUGGAAAAGACUUCAAUCGGAGCUCAUCCCUUAACAGACAUCAAAAAACUCACUCAGGGAAGAAACAUUUUUAG